GAAAAGGAGGAGGAGGAGCAGCAGCAGAAGCACGCGGUUCCCCCGCCCGGCCGCUGAGGCCGCAGCUCCCCCGGCUCCGGCAGCAUCGCCCCCCCGCAUCCCGAGGAUUUGCCAUCGCCAAGGCGCGGCCGGAUGGAGGACGAGGAGGCCGCGAGGAAGAGGGAGAUGGCCCGGGAGCCGCAGGCAGACAAGGAGCUGAGCACGGAGCCCAGGGAGGACAAAUGCCCGCGACAGAAGCUGGUGGGAGAGGCCGUUUUGAGUGGCUCCACGGCACAGGAAUGCAACGGGGAGGAAAAGCCCCGGAGAUCCUGCACGAGAAGGGGCUGCAAACGCAGCCCAGGGAGCUCUGAGGAGGAAGGACCCUUUCUGGGCCGGGAAGGCGGCCGGAGAUCCAGCCGGAGCUCGAAGCUGGGGGUCCAUGAGCAACUUCAAGAUGGGGAGAAGCCCAAGUGCUCGAAAUGUGGGAAGAGCUUCACCAGGAGAUCCUACCUGAUCUGCCACUGGAGAAUCCACAUGGGAGAAUGGCCCUAUGAGUGUGGGGAGUGUGGGAAGAGCUUCAGAGACAGCUCCAACCUGAUCCGCCACCAGCGGGUGCACGUGGGGGAACGGCCCUACGAGUGUGGGGAAUGUGAGAAGAGCUUCCGCCGCAGCUCCCACCUAAUCACCCACCAAAGAAUCCACACUGGGGAACGGCCCUAUUCCUGUGGGGAGUGUGGGAAGAGCUUCAGAGACAGCUCCAGCCUUAUGUACCACCAGACAAUCCACACUGGGGAACGGCCCUACGAGUGUGGGGAAUGUGGGAAGAGCUUCAGCCAAAGCUCCAGUCUGAUCCGCCACUGGAGAAUCCACACAGGGGACUGGCCCUACGAGUGUGGGGAGUGUGGGAAGAGCUGCAGAGACAGCUCCGACCUGAUUGACCACCAGAGGAUCCACACAGGAGAACGUCCUUACGAGUGUGGGGAGUGUGGGAAGAGCUUCAAGAGGAGCUCCCACUUGAUUGUCCACCAGAGAAUCUACACCGGGGAACGGCCCUACGAGUGUGGGGAGUGUGGGAAGCGCUUCAGCCGGAGCUCCCACUUGAUUGUCCACCAGAGGAUCCACACUGGGGAACUGCCCUACAAGUGCGGGGAGUGUGGGAAGGGGUAUCAGACCAGCUCCGAUCUCCUCGUGCACCAGCGUAUCCACACCGGGGAGAGGCCCUACGAGUGUGGGGAGUGUGGGAAGAGCUUCAGGCGUAGCUCCGACCUGACUGUCCACCAGAGAAUCCACACCGGGGAGAAGCCCUACGAGUGUGGGGAAUGUGGGAAGAGAUUCAGCAGCUGCUCCAACCUGAGCCGGCACCAGAGGAUCCACACGGGGGAGAGGCCCUAUGAGUGUGGGGAGUGUGGGAAGAGGUAUCAGACCAAAUCCGAUCUCGUCAUGCACCAGUGGACGCACACCGGGGAGAGGCCCUGUGAGUGUCCCGAGUGUGGGAAGAGGUUUCCAAGCCGCUCCACUCUCGUCGUGCACCAGCAGAGUCACACGGAGGAGAGGCCCUAUGAGUGUCCCGACUGCGGGAAGGGCUUCAAGCAGAAGUCUACCCUUGUUGUCCACCAGUACAUCCAUACCGGGAAGAGGCCCCACGAGUGUCCCGAGUGUGGGAAGUGCUUCAGGGAGAGAUCCCGCCUGAUCCAGCACCAGAGGAUCCACACCGGGGAGAAGCCCUAUGAGUGUGAGAAGUGCAGGAAGAGGUUUCACACCAGCUCCCAUCUCCGCUUCCACCAGCGGACGCACACUGGGGAACGGCCCUAUGAGUGUCCCGAGUGUGGGAAGAGGAUUCAGACCAGCUCCGAUGUCCUUGUGCACCAGCGGAUUCACAGAGAGGAGAGGCCCUUCCGCUGCCCCGACUGCGGGAAGGGCUUCAAACGCAACUCCACCCUCGUCAAGCACCAGCGCAUCCACACAGGGGAGAGGCCCUAUGAGUGUCCCGAGUGUGGGAAGAGCUUCAUCCAGGGCUCCAGCCUGAUUGUCCACCAGAGGAUCCACACAGGGGAGAGGCCUUACAAGUGUGGGGAGUGUGGGAAGAGCUUCAGCCAGAGCUCCAGCCUGAUCGGCCACCAGAGGAUUCACAGCGGGGAGAGGCCCUACGAGUGUCCCGAGUGUGGGAAGAGGUUUCCAAGGAACUCCAAUCUCCUUGGCCACCAGCGGACGCACACCGGGGAGAGGCCCUAUGAGUGUUCCGAGUGUGGGAAGAGGUUUCAGACCAGCUCCCAUCUCCUCCUGCACCAGCGCAUUCACACGGAGGAGAGGCCCUUCCGCUGCCCCGACUGCAAGAAGGGCUUCAAGCACAGAUCCACCCUUGUCACCCACCGGCGCAUCCACACCAGGGAGAGGCCCCACGAGUGUCCCAAGUGCGGGAAGAGGUUUCAGACCAGCUCCAAUCUCCUCAGACACCAGAGCAUUCACACGGAUGAGAGGCCCUUCUGCUGCCCCGACUGUGGGAAGGGCUUCAAGCAAAAGUCCUACCUCAUCACCCACCGGCGCAUCCACACUGGGGAGAGGCCCCACGAGUGUGGGGAGUGUGGGAAGAGCUUCUGGGAGAGAUCCGACCUGAUCCAGCACCAGAGGAUCCACACCGGGGAGAGGCCCUAUGAGUGUCCCGAGUGUGGGAAGAGCUUCUCCAGGAGCUCUCACUUGAGCCGACACCAACGGAGGCACCGCUGAGGGCAGCCCUGCGAGUGCCCCAAGUGCAGGAAGAGCUUCGUGCGCUGCUCCAACCCCAUCCCCUGCGGGAGAGUCCGUGUUGGAUGAUCCCCAGUGACCCCCGUUGGGCAGAGCCCCAGAGAUCCGUGGUGCUGGUGAUCCAACCUAAAUCCAUCGUUUUCAUUCUCUCCGGCCCACGGGCGUCUUUCACAGCCAUAUGGGGAUUAACUGUGGCAAACCCCAUGAUUUUGAGACAAUGGCGUGGAAACCCUUCCAAAAAGGGUUCUUCCCACCCACCCAGGCACGUGGAUGCUCAGCUGGCACAGACAGGGAAAUGCUUUUGGUUUGGCCUUGAUUUUCUUUUGUUUUCUGUUCAUCCGUUCGAAACACCUGAAAUUGGGGUAAAAAUAAAGAUGUUGAACUAA
Molecule: messenger RNA, 3107 nt
Organism: Corvus hawaiiensis (hawaiian crow)
Lineage: Eukaryota; Metazoa; Chordata; Aves; Passeriformes; Corvidae
Product: zinc finger protein 850-like
Exons: 5
Coding region: 133-2703 (856 amino acids)
Biological process (GO): regulation of transcription by RNA polymerase II
Molecular function (GO): DNA-binding transcription factor activity; RNA polymerase II cis-regulatory region sequence-specific DNA binding
Source: RefSeq, a predicted model, not a curated record